Messenger RNA from Carassius auratus (goldfish), 2222 nucleotides. RefSeq names its product coiled-coil domain-containing protein 8 homolog. NCBI's taxonomy places the organism in Eukaryota, Metazoa, Chordata, Actinopteri, Cypriniformes, Cyprinidae. The transcript is spliced from 3 exons. The record is from RefSeq and is a predicted model, not a curated record. Bases 710 to 1777 code for a protein of 355 amino acids.
GUUAUAUAGGAGGCUAUGUUGAACAUUGCAAUUUUUCUAUUUCUUUCUUUUGUAUUAAAAGAACAAAAUUCCACCUUCCCAAGCUCAUUUAUUCACACAUGGUGCAACCCAAAAUCAACCAAAUGGGUGGAAAAACUGUUAAAUCUGGUAACAUUAAUGAAGAAUACUGGUGUAAAGUGUAAGGCAUAGGUGUCAAACUCAAUUCCCGGAGGGUCGCAGCCCCGUAGAGUUUAGUUCCAACCCUAAUUAAAUGCACCUUACUCAGCUAAUCGAGUCCUUAAGGUUUAUUUGAAAGUUAAAGGUAUGUUUCCUGGAGCAGGGCUGAGCCCCUUCAGGAACUGAGUUUGACACCUCUGGUGUAAGGUGUUCAAUUAUUAAUAUAUUUUUUUUCUCUCUCAUCAGGUCUUUCAAAUUUGCCUGCUCUUUAUUCCAAACCUCGACCACACAUACAGACAAACACACUCACUCACUCACUCACUCACACACAAUAAAGGCACUUUUAAGAGCCACGUCCGUCCUGUUUACCUGUCUGUGCUGUAGUUUACUUGUCACUCUCUUUUUAGCUCUCUCUAUAUCUUUAUCUCUAUUUUCAUCUUUAUUUGUUUUAUUUGACCAUCCUUCCAGUUCUCUUAAUAGUUCCUAAAAAUCCUCUUUAUCGUAACAGUUUGUCCAUCUGUUGUUUGUUUUUGUGUAUAUUUCUUGUCUAGUCAUGACAAGGCCCAAAUUCAGGCCCUGCCCUUCUUGCCAGACUCCCAAUCAGGCAAGCAGGAAAACUUGUCAUGUCUGCUUUGGAAGCCUGUCCACCAAAAACAAAAUAAAAGAAAAAGUGGCAUCACUGGAUAGCCAGUGGGGGAAAUCUGUCCUUAAAAGCAGAAAUGCUGGGCGUAUAAUUGAUUCUGCCCGUAUUGCAGUGCUGAAACUUGAGGCUGUCGGAUACAAGCCAAUUUUAUUUAUUGGGAAACAGGACAAAAGGGCUUCAGAUAAGUGGGUGGCAGAUAUUAUCACGCAUCUGCACCCCACUCCUGUCACCAAAGUGUUUUUGGAGAAGAUGCGGAGGGCUUAUGAGUUUAUCUUAACAAAAGCAGCCGGAGAGCGCCGCCGCGGAGCGGCCGGAGAGAGAGCGUCCCCGCGGAGCACGCGGAGCAGCCGGAGAGAGAGCGUCGCUGCGGAGCAGCCGGAGAGAGAGCGUCCCCGCGGAGCACCCGGAGAGCGUCCCCGCGGAGCACCCGGAGAGCGACGCCGUGGAGCACCCGGAGAGCGUCCCCGCGGAGCGGCCGGAGAGCGUCGCCGCGGAGCAGCCGGAGAGAGAGCGUCCCCGCGGAGCACCCGGAGAGCGACGCUGUGGAGCACCCGGAGAGCGUCCCCGCGGAGCGGCCGGAGAGCGUCCCCGCAGAGCGGCCGGAGAGCGUCGCCGCGGAGCAGCCGGAGAGAGAGCGUCCCCGCGGAGCACCCGGAGAGCGACGCCGUGGAGCACCCGGAGAGCGUCCCCGCGGAGCGGCCGGAGAGCGUCGCCGCGGAGCAGCCGGAGAGAGAGCGUCCCCGCAGAGCGGCCGGAGAGCGUCGCCGCGGAGCAGCCGGAGAGAGAGCGUCCCCGCGGAGCAGCCGGAGAGCCUCACCAAGCAGCCUGAAACUGUAUUUGUUCUCAAUCUUGUUCCUGUGCCUUGCUCGCUCUCUCCAACCUCUCUCUGUCCUCCUUCCUCUGCUACUUCUACAACUGUUCUUCCCUCACUUUCUUCCCCUCUUCCACCUCAACUGCGGCAGAGGAAAAGAAGGUUAAACUCCUUUACCACGUCAAACUCUACCACCCCUGUCUCUCCUCCAUAUCCAUCUGCCUCUUCCAUUUCCAAGCCUUUGAGUCAGGAGGUGCCACUGGUAUAGAACAGAAGAAAAGGUAACUUUUUGAAUGGUACAACUUCACACUAUUAAUAAAAUUGCUCCCAGUCAUGACUUCAUGACUCAAUGACUUCAUCAUUGAUAGCCAGUUCACAGUAUUUUGUUAUUUACAUAUUUAUUUAGCUCUGUGUUAGUGGCCAAUGUCCAAGGGCGUUGGGAAACCAAUCCUGUACAUUUUGCUUGAUUGACAAAAACAGGAACAAAUUCACUUUGACACGAAUGGAAAAGACUGCAUAUCUCCUCACAUGUGAAUUUAUAAAUAUGGGCUUGUGUGAUUCAGCUAUAAAGCAUGAUGGCAUUCGUGACUUAAAAAACUUGUCUUUUCAUUA